GGGAGAGUGCGGAAAUCCAUUCGCAUCACUUCGUCCACGCGCUUCCUUCAUGACAAAGUGCUUUUUCCUACUGGAAUAGCACUGCUGCUUCUUGUACACACACACAAAAGCAAUAUACUAUUUGAGACAUCGUCACCUCCAAAAUGUAACCUGUGCAGCUGCAUGGCCAUGCAGAACGGUGGCUCUGCAUGCGUUUGACCCCGUUUUGUGCGGGACAGUACAAGUCAUUGCUGUUGCCCACGAUGUCCACUGGAGGGCGCACUGACGAGCACUUUCCACCACCCCCCCCCCCCCCCCCCCCGACCAUCUCGAAUUGGCUGCAGCUCAAAAUUGCACGUCUGAUAUCGAUGGCUCUAAAGUGGCCCCUUCCUGCAGCAGACGAAACCCAACUCCACGUGACAUGCUGUGCUCUGCUAAAAUGAAUCCCUCCUGGAAAUAUUUGAUGAGCGAAUGACGACGACGACGCCAUCAUCAUCCUCCUCAUCCUCGCAGCAAUCGGAUGACUCGGGCGCGCACCCCCCUCUGCGUUGAUGAUCAAUUUAGCAGCGGCGGUCACGGGACCCCCCCCCCCCCCCCUCCCCGCUAUUUAUUAGGAUUUGACACUCAAAUACAUUUUUAGCGAGCGUUGCAAAGCGCGUCAAAUGUUUCGUCGAAGUGGCCCCCGGCCCCCGAGUUUGGGCACCGCCGAACUAUGACCCCGGGCGAGCGAGUACGUCGCGGUCGGGAACGCACAUGCGCGGAGGCGCCGCAGCGGCCGAGCGCCGGCGACGGAGCGGACGGAGGAUGAAGGCGGCUGCGGAGGCGGACGAUCAUGCGGUGGAGCGGCGACGGGCUGCGCGCCGUCGUGUCCGGCGCGCUCCUCUCCGCGUGCGCCCUCGGCGAGCUGGUGCUCGGGUUGCGCUGCGUCUCGCUGGGCUCCGGCGUGAGGGAGCCCUUCCGCCUCGGCGGCGCCGCGGCCGGAGCCUUCUACUCCGCGCUGCUCGUAGGCGGCGGCCAGCUCCUCCUGGGCGUCGCGCUGCGCCGGCGACGGCGCCCGCGCCCGCGCGGCGCCAAUCUGGUCCUGCCGGGGCUCGUGGUCUUCUUGCUGGGGAUCCUCACCGCCUUCUCCGGCGCCGUGGUGGACGGGGACGCCGCGUCCCUGGUGCGGAGGAAGUACGCCCGCCACUGCGCGCCCUCGGGCCGGGCGAGCCGCGCCUGCGAGGCGCUGCGGGAGUACCAGCGGACUUUGGUCAUGUCCGCGGCGCUCAGCGCGCUCGAGUGCCUGCUGGGGCUCGUCAACCUGGCGCUCAUCCAAAGGUACGAAGCGGCCCGGCGCAGGCAGGGGCGGGGGUCCUCGGCGCACCUCCGGCCGGUGUCCUACGUGGAUUUAGCCGCCGCGGACGUGCUGGGCGAGAGCGGCGCGGAAGCCCGGCGCGGCGGGCACCCGUCCGUCGAGCUGCCGGGCUACUCGCCCGCGGACCCGCGACUCGACCGCUGCUUCCCUUCCUCCUACCCGCCGCCCGGUCAGGUGCCGCCGGUUUACGAGGACGUCUUCCCCGCCGGGGAGCGCGUGAUUUUCGGACAAUCGCGCGUUUCCGCGCGCAUUGAGCGCCACGGCGGGGCGACCUUGCAGUCGGAGGACAACUCGAGUUUCUCUGUGAAUAUUUGCUCUUCACGUUUAUACCUGUGAAUAAAAAGGAUAUUUAACCUCACUCCCCCCCCACCCCAAAAUAUUCUGGAGAGCUUUGUUGUUACUUCAGGUAGUGCGGUGGCGUGCAAAAGAGGGGGGGGGGGGUCGUGGGUCAAACUGCCCGCUGCAGACAUAUUUAAGAUGCGCCAAGCAUCGCUUUGACUUUGUGCCUAUCAAAUUGCGCUCCCGAGCUGCGCCACAACUUUUGGGAAGCGACUAACCCGAAAAUGCCAAAUGAUUAUUAUUACUAUUAUUUUCUUCAGCUGAGACAGAGGAUUGCCAAAUGCUGGUCAUUUCGAGGCUGGCGCGCAAGACACAACACGAGCACUGCUGGAGCUGACAACUUCUAACAAUUGCCUUCGAUCCGCUCAUUCACGGGGAAUAUCUCGCUUCUCCGAAUCUGGCGUUGCCGUUGUGGACGCUCCCUGAGUCUCGGUCCUUCCCGUUUCCCGACAGAUAAAAGAUCUCAAUCGAUCAAGACCAAAUCAACUGUUUAUUUAUUUAUUUGGGGGGGGGGGGGGGGGUGUGUGUCCUGUUCGGCUGUUAGGUCAAACAGAAAGCAGGAUCUGUAUUGUUAUUAUUGUUAUGUCUUUUUGUGACACCGGUCCCGGAAUCAUGCAUGCAUGUCCAUGACAAUAAAGGUGAUUGUUGUUGU
This is a messenger RNA of Phycodurus eques (leafy seadragon), 2324 nucleotides long. RefSeq names its product transmembrane protein 271-like. The coding region runs from base 812 to 1669 and encodes 285 amino acids. The record is from RefSeq and is a predicted model, not a curated record. Lineage: Eukaryota; Metazoa; Chordata; Actinopteri; Syngnathiformes; Syngnathidae. The transcript has a single exon.